Chaetomium fimeti is the source of this 1540-nucleotide messenger RNA. RefSeq lists its product as uncharacterized. The record is from RefSeq and is a predicted model, not a curated record. Gene Ontology annotation, molecular function: carboxy-lyase activity; hydrolase activity. Gene Ontology annotation, biological process: secondary metabolic process. Gene Ontology annotation, cellular component: cytosol; cytoplasm. The coding region runs from base 262 to 1377 and encodes 371 amino acids. Lineage: Eukaryota; Fungi; Ascomycota; Sordariomycetes; Sordariales; Chaetomiaceae. The transcript is spliced from 2 exons.
AUGAUCGACUUCACAGCUCACCAAGUGGGGUUGUGAGACGGGAGGUGGAGUGCGGGGUGACUGCCGGCUUGGCAUGAGAGGUGAGGUUGUUCAUGGAUCCCAGUUCAUCUCAUCGGGCAGGUGCGAAUUGUGUUUGGGUAGUGGUAGUACGGUUAGUAUUCAAAAGACACCUACAAUCUAUCACCCGUCCCUCUUUCACACACAAACUGCAAACUCAACAAGACCAAUAACUCAGGAAUCACCUCCCGGACUACGAUCAAAAUGGCUCCCGUCGUCGACAUCCACACCCACAUGUACCCGCCGGAGUACAUCUCCAUCCUCUCAUCGCGGGACACCAUCCCCCUCGUCCGCACCUUCCCCUCUUCGCCAGACCCGCGCCUCAUCCUCCUCGAAUCCGAGAUCCCCUCCCUCGAGCGCGCCCUCGCCGACCCCUCCGCCCCGCUCCCCGGCCGGCCCCUCACCAAGCACUUCACCUCCCUCCCCGCCAAACUCGCCUUCAUGUCCCACCACAACAUCACCACCUCGGUCCUCUCCCUCGCCAACCCCUGGCUAGACUUUCUCCCCGCCGACACCGCGGGCGCCACCGCCGUCCAGAUCAACACCUCCUUCGAAACCAUGUGCAGCAGCACCAACACCAACACCACCACCACCACCACCCCCCAAACCAAAACCAAAACCCUCUUCUUCUUCGGCACCCUCCCCCUCACAGCCCCCACCCGCACCAUCCUCGCCUCCAUAACCCACCUCACCACCCUCCCCCACUGCCGUGGCAUCAUCCUAGGCACCUCCGGGCUCGGCGCCGGCCUCGACGACCCGUCCUUACUCCCCAUCUUCCACGUGCUCGCGGCCGCCUCCCUGCCCGUCUUCCUGCACCCGCACUACGGCCUGCCCAACUCCGUGUUUGGGGAGCGCGCCACCCAGCAGGGCCACGUGCUGCCGCUGGCGCUGGGGUUCCCGAUGGAGACGACGAUCGCGGUGGCGCGCAUGUUCCUGGCGGGCGUGUUUGACGCGGUGCGGGGGCUGCGGAUGGUGCUGGCGCACGCGGGGGGCACGUUGCCGUUUCUGGCGGGCAGGAUCGAGAGCUGUGUGGUGCAUGAUGCGGCGUUGGCUGCGGGGGAGGGUAAAAAGGGGGGGAGGAGGACGGUGUGGGAGGUGUUGAGGGAGCAGGUGUAUCUGGAUGCGGUGAUUUAUAGUGAGGUCGGGUUGAAGGCGGCGGUGGAGGCCGCGGGGGGCGCGGAUAGGUUGAUGUUUGGGACGGAUCAUCCUGUGAGGUUGAAUGUGGAGGCGGUGAAUAAGGCGCUGGGGGAGGGGAGUGAGGAGGCGGGGAUGGUCAUGGGUGGGAACGCGGUUAGGGUGUUGAGGUUGUAUGAGGAGUAGGGAGGUUCCAGUGGGAUCAGGCACCGUGGUUAGGUUCGGCUUACAGAAGCCACGGUGGUUGCUGAUGGGUUGUGUGGUAUCUCUAUUUAGCAGGCAGGCUUUGCUUUUACAAAAGUCCGUCGGAACUCGCCCAUCUACUCCAGCCUCAGCUUCUGCUUCCCCC